Molecule: messenger RNA, 2567 nt
Organism: Closterium sp. NIES-67
Lineage: Eukaryota; Viridiplantae; Streptophyta; Zygnematophyceae; Desmidiales; Closteriaceae
Source: the annotation of a GenBank genome assembly
ACAACAGCGAGCAGCACACGCUGUUGCAAGCAAGCCACCUUAGCUCACCUCACCGUCGCCAAACAUGCUGACCCAUCGGCCUGGAUUAGUGCACGCGAUGGGAUAUAGCCGGACGAUAGCUGACGAUAGACCUCUAGCACCCCCUCACAGCGCUAUAGCAGGUGGCAUUCCUGGAAUCAACAGUUUCCUAUCGGGAGGAUCAGUCUUGGCUGCUCCCUACAAGGUUUCCUCCGUUCACGCUUUACUAUUGAGCUGCUGUUGCGCGACGCAGAUCCACGCGCCACGUCUUCCCAGAUUACAGAUGUCGAAGUCAGCUUGUGUUUUUAGGGUUUCGGAAUCCUAGGAGACAACAUAUCGGUUUAAUCGCAAGUCUGUUUCUACCCUCUAGUAGCCAUGCCUGCUGUUUGACAUCUGCUGCUGCGAUUCGGCUGAUUGACUACUCCAAGUGGGGCGAUUUGGCUGUUAGCGGCGAUGAGGGGAGGAGGGGGGGAAGAAGAUUUCUCCCCUCCGCGACGUCGCACCAGCCUCGUCCUCUGCCCACCUCGCAUCGCAUAGCCAGUCGUUCCCCUCGCCUGUCCUCGCCGGCCCUCACCUCGCCUGCCCGCGCUUACAUGCCGUUUCUCGUCGCCUUCUGCCUCCUCGCACUACUGAGGUUGCACGUACGCGCAAGGCGAAUCGGGAGCAUGCGAUGUCCUUUUAUCGGGCCUGCAGCUGGCACAUGGCCUGGCGCGUUGCAAGGGGGAGGAGGGGAUCAGGGGGGAGGAGCCUGCCUGGGCUAGCAUGGCGCACCCCCAGCCGCAGUGGCCCCCCCCUCUCCUACCUGCCCCCAGAUCAGGGGUUCGUUCGGACGCCACAAAUCUAUUGCGCACCAGGUCCGAGGGUCAGACGCAUCCAACCUAGCGUGCACGAGGGAGGCGGAGAGGGACAUCUGGCAGCACUGGUUCUCCCCGGCGACUUCAGCAGGGAGAGGCUGCUGGUGGCCUGGGUGGCCUCCCAGCACGGCAUGGGGUCGCAGUUGCACAUCCUCGGUGCUGUCUAGCGCCUUGCUAUGAGGCAUGGUCGAGUGUUGGUGCCCACUGCCACUUUUGAGAGGGCCUACCACGCUGAGUGCAAUGGCGCCCUCUCCUCCAUCCAGUGCUACUUCUUCCCGCUCGUCUUACCUGCCUGUGAGAGUGCAGCAGCUGGGCAGGUGCCUGCAUGCACAGCCCACGAGGAGGCGGCGAGGGACACGGUGUUGGCGAGUGCCAGCCGCGUGGCGUGCUUCCAUGGGGAGCCGUACAAUGGGCUGGCGCUGGAAGCACUAGUAAUCAGCCGGGGGCGGAUUUGGGGGCAGCAGCAGCAGCAGGCGCCCCUGCAGAGGCGGCAGAGGCGGGAGCUGCGGUGCACGCAGCGGCAGCAGUAGCUGGGGCCGCCACCGCAGAGGAGGCAGCAACAGCCGAUCUUGCGAGGGGCGCAGCGAUCGGGACUCAGGAUGCCGCAGAGGCGGUAGCGGCUGAGGCCGCUACAGCGGCCAGGGCGGAUGCCGGGGAAGCAGCAGAAGGAGUCCCUACUGAGGCGGCAGGGGCAGGGGUAAGGGCAGAGGCAGCAGCAGCAUCAGCAACAGGAGCACGUGCAGGGGCAGCUUUGGCAGCAGCUGGAGCGGCAGGGAUAGGAGGGCUGCCGGCGGCGGCAGCGGCAGCAAGGCUGCCUACGGCGGAGGCCGCAGCAAAAAAAACGGUCGUACGAGCUCUCGCACGGGCUGUUGCCAGGGGGGGGGAUGUAUGCAUGUCUGGCAGCCACUGCGGUGGCAGCGGAGGAGGCAGAGGUAGGAGCUACUCCGGGGAAGGCAGCCAGGGAGAGCGCCGUAGGGAGACCGGCAGCAAGUGCUGCGGCAGGGAAGGCAGCAGCGGGAGCGGCGGCCGUGAAAGUAGCAAAGGGUCCCGCUGUUUCGAAGGCAGCAGCUAGCAGGGCCGCGACAGCGGCUGCUGCGACGGCGGCGGUGACAGCAGACACAGGGGCAGCAGGGGGUGCCGCACCGGAGGCAACUGUAGAAAAGUAGACUUGAUGUGCAUAGCUGUAAGAUGCACAAGUUGGAGAUGGUAAAGAUAGGUUCCAAGAGGAGCCCUAGAAAGUGUAAGACAAAAAAGUAAACAAAGAUGACAAAGACAUUAGGCUAAGUAGGCCCAGAUUGUGAAGAAGAGAGAGAUGGAGAAGUGCUGGGCGACUUGGGCUGGUCCAGGUGAGGAGAAUGGCACCCAAGAGGCUUGGGGUGCCCAAUUGGGUGCUCAAGUCGCCCAUAGUCAAGGUGGGGACGUGAGGAACCCUCAAAGUGGGCCUGGAAGCGCCCCCACUAGUGGAACCGCGAUUCCACAAGUUGGAUUUGUGGUUCCACAAGCUGGAACCGCAUUUUCAUGGUUGAGAAACGUGGGUCCAGGUUGGAGUCGCGUCCCAAAUGUUGGGAUGCGUGGUGAGGUACCCCAAUUCGGAUUUUGGGGUGCCUAGCCUCUGAUAAAAUCACUUGGGGGGCACCCUAUUCCUAAUAUGACCCAACCACUAAUGUCUACACCUAAUAUAAUGUAACACAUUAC